AUGGGGAAGAUUGUGUUCUUCGAGGAUAAGAAUUUCCAAGGGCGAAGCCAUGAGUGCAGCGCGGACUGUCCUGACCUGCGCUCUUACUUCAGCCGUUGCAACUCCAUUAAGGUGGAGAGUGGCUGCUGGGUGCUGUACGAGCGUCCCAACUACACUGGCAACCAGUACAUCCUGAGCCCCGGGGAAUACCCUGAUUACCAGCAGUGGAUGGGAUUCAAUGACAGCAUCAAGUCAUGCCGCUGUAUCAAAAACGUGUAUGGAAAGUCCUGGAAGAUCAGAUUCUACGAAAAGAAGGAUUUCGGAGGUCAGACAGCAGAGUGUGUUGAGGAUUGCCCAUCUGUUUACGAGACCUACAAGUUCCAGGAGGCCCACUCCUCUGUGGUGAUGGAUGGUGCGUGGGUCGUCUACGAUCAGCCCAACUACCACGGACACCAGUACUUCCUGGAACGUGGCGAGUACCACAACUAUACAGACUGGGGCGCCACCUCCCCUGCUGUUGGAUCCUUCCGCAUGAUCACAGAGUUCUAG
Molecule: messenger RNA, 528 nt
Organism: Plectropomus leopardus (leopard coralgrouper)
Lineage: Eukaryota; Metazoa; Chordata; Actinopteri; Perciformes; Serranidae
Product: gamma-crystallin M2-like
Biological process (GO): lens development in camera-type eye; visual perception
Molecular function (GO): structural constituent of eye lens
Source: RefSeq, a predicted model, not a curated record